This is a messenger RNA of Sungouiella intermedia, 948 nucleotides long. Lineage: Eukaryota; Fungi; Ascomycota; Pichiomycetes; Serinales; Metschnikowiaceae. The record is from the annotation of a GenBank genome assembly.
AUGUCAUCCACAGUAGUACCGGGCCAAUACCUUGAACCGGAACUCAAGCCCCACCAUGGUGAGAACGGUCGUGAGAUCUUCCGCUAUUACCCUGGAAAAGGUACUGCCAUUCUGCACAUUCAAUCUGGAUCCACAAUGAUCCCCGUCAUCGUGGCUACCGUACUUGGAAAACAGCUAGUCCAGGAAAUAACGCCGAGAGAAAAGGGUCAGGACAGCAUAGAGGGUGAAGAACCAAAGGCAGAAAACGCUGAAAAGGAUCAUGAGGACUCCAAGACGAAAAAAGAUGAUUCUGGCGAAGAUGCUCCAGUACGCAACUUCUUGGUUUCUGUCGUGAGUGGAAACUCCAAUGAAUUCUCCAAAUACGCUCGUGAAAUUGAAGCUUCUGCAUCUGAGGCUGUAUCUGCCACAUCUACCAAUUUACCUCGUGAAGGCGACGAGGUGCUCGUGAAGAUCACCCGUCUCAAUCCUAAACAAGCAUUUUGCGAGGUUCUCUGUGUCUACGGCCAUGGAAACGUGCUUUCAGACGGCGGAGAAGGCGCAAACGGAACAUCUGCAAACUUCUCUUUGCCUCUGGGCGGUGGAGCCCAACUUUUAUCGUCAUAUGGUGCUGUAGCAUCAUUCCAAGGUACAAUGUUGGGUGCCCAACCUCUAGAUGUUGGUGAGACAUUCAAGGGCAUCAUCAGAAGCCAGGAUGUGCGUUCGACAGAUAGAGAUAAGGUCAAGAUCGCUGACUGCUUCCGUCCGGGCGACGUGGUGAAGGCUGCCGUAUUGUCCUUGGGAGAUGGCUCCAACUAUUAUUUGACUACCGCCAGAAACGACUUGGGCGUUGUAUUCGCAAAGAGCGAAGGAGGAGCCGGCGAUUUGAUGGUUGCUAUCGAUUGGGAGACGAUGGUUUGUGAGAAAACAGGGGUGGUGGAGAAACGUAAGUGUGCUAAGCUUUUUAAUUAG